CCCCUGGCCCCAAACUCUGCGACUCGCUGGCGGGCCGGCGGCACAGCGGGGAUCCCGGGGACCUAAGAAGGUUGUUCCAGUUUUUGUCUGGGAGGGCCGGAAGGCGUUUCGGGGACCAUGCGUUUACGGCUACCUCUGGUGGCAACCGGGGCCUGGUGGAGCCCCGCCACCGCGGGAUCCAUCUCCACCCCCAGGUGGUUUGAACUUUGAGCCUUUUGUACUCUUGAUGAAUAAUUUCAUUUUCCUCAAGUUUAUGACACUCGGAACGUCAAAAACUGGAGGUUUCUGCAAUUUGAGACUGGUCAGCACCCUGCAGAGAUCAGAGUACUAAGAGACAGAGAUUAAAAUGGCUUCCAGAGGAAAGACAGAGACAAGCAAAUUAAAGCAGAAUUUAGAAGAACAGUUGGAUAGACUAAUGCAGCAAUUACAAGAUCUGGAGGAAUGCAGAGAGGAACUUGAUACAGAUGAAUAUGAAGAAACCAAAAAGGAAACUCUGGAGCAACUAAGUGAAUUUAAUGAUUCACUGAAGAAAAUUAUGUCCGGAAAUAUGACUUUGGUAGAUGAACUAAGUGGAAUGCAGUUGGCUAUUCAGGCAGCUAUCAGCCAGGCCUUUAAAACCCCAGAAGUCAUCAGAUUAUUUGCAAAGAAACAACCAGGUCAGCUUCGGACAAGGUUAGCAGAGAUGGAUAGAGAUCUGAUGGUAGGAAAGCUGGAAAGAGACCUGUACACUCAACAGAAAGUGGAGAUACUAACAGCUCUCAGGAAACUUGGAGAAAAGCUGACUGCAGAUGAUGAGGCCUUCUUGUCGGCAAAUGCAGGUGCUAUACUCAGCCAGUUUGAGAAAGUCUCUACAGACCUUGGCUCUGGAGACAAAGUCCUUGCUCUGGCAAGUUUUGAGGUUGAAAAAACAAAAAAAUGACCUGGUGCAGAAGCUUGUAACAUUGAUCACAUUCUUAUUGUAAAUGGUGUCUUUCCUCUGGGGGUUUUCAGUUAUGCAAAGAAAUGAAGAGAUUCUGGAAAUGCAUCAAUAACCUAAGAAAAAGUGACAUAAAAGUAUACUUAUGGCUUGUGUUUAUGCUCUUCAUCAUUAUGCAUUGUGUGGGGUUACCUGCUUGAGUGAUCCUGAACUUGCUGUGACAGGGACUCACUGAACUCUGCUCCUUGUGAUUUGUCUAAAAGAGAAAACAAAGUGGACUUGGCUUUUAUUAAGGCUGUUUAAGUGUUGAUAGUGAAUGAAAAGAUGUGUAGUAAUGAUAUUUUUCUGCUUGUAACUUAUCCCCACUCAUUGGAGUGAACAGUGAAGCAAGCUCAGUAGACUUCAUAUGUGUUCAUAGAAUUUUAGAGUUCCAAGGGAUCUUAGAAAUCAUUUCUGUUUUUACAAACAAGGAAACAGGUCCAGAAAGAGCAAGUGACUUGCUUAAAGUUACAUUAGAGAACUGACAGGUAAAACUCAGGUGUCCUGGCUCCCAGUUUAGUAUCUUGAAUUUUAUUUCUGUACCAUUUUAUAAAAAAUAACACUAUUUGUGCAAGUCAGUGUUUGUGAAAAUUCAGUGUCCCAUUGAAAAGUUGACUGCACAUGAAGGGACCAUCCCCCAGCCUGUAAGCUGUCUGUAUGAAUGGGGCCCCUUGUAUCUCAGAAUUUUGAGGUUGAAACAAUGGGAGCCCUGUUGAGCGUCUCCUAAAGUGACUUACCAGCCUGGUUGUUUCACCAGGGAAGCAAUAGGAAAUGGCAGCUAGAGGCCCUCCCUGUGUGUGACCUCUUGUCACACUCAGAGGGUGGUAACUGUCAGCUGUUAUCUACUCUUCAGUUUUUGGAGAAACACAAAAUAAGAGGAAAAGCAAAUUUCCUGAGUAUUUACAUGUCUCUGCUUGCUCAAAUAUGUGGAUAUGUCCAUAUGCGUGUAUAUUAGCUUAUUUCUUAAGCUCUGGCCAUUUUAUAUCCUUUCAUGUGCUUCUCUUUUUUUUUUUUUUCCUUCUUUAUUUUAAUUAAGUAUUCUGGGGAUCAUGUGCUUCUCAAUAUUUUUGUUUUGUACUUUAUACAAAUUAAAAGCAUUUUUAAAGCUUAUUCUAUACUGUAAACUAUUAGGUGCUUUGCCAACCAGACAGAUUAGAGGACCUCAGCUCCACUGAUGCCUUAUUUGGAACUUUUAGUGGGUUUUUUUUUUUUUUUUAGAUGGAGUUUUGCUCUUUUUGCCCAGGCCCGACUGCAAUGGUGUGAUUUCGUCUGACCACCACUCCACCUCCAGAGUCCAAGCGAUUCUCCUGCCUCAGCCUCCCGAGUAGCUGGGAUUACAGGCAUGUGCCACCAUGCCUGGCUAAUUUUGUAAUUUUAGUAGAAACAGGGUUUCUCCAUAUUGGUCAGGCUCAUCUCGAACUCCCGAUCUCAGGUGAUCCACCCGCCUUGGGCUCCCAAAGUGCUGGAAUUACAGGCAUGAGCCACCUCACCCGGCAGGUUAUUUUUUACAUAUUGAUUUAUGACUGUCAAAAACUCAGGCUGGGUGUGGUGGCUCAUAUCUGUAAUCCCAGCACUUUGGGAAGCCGAGGCAGGUGGAUCACCUGAAGUCAGGAGUUCAAGACCAACCUGGCCAAUAUGGUGAAAUCUCGUCUCUACUAAAAAUAGAAAAAUUAGCCAGGCAUGCUAGCGCAUACCUGUAACCCCAGCUGCUCAGGAAUCUGAGGCAGGAGGAUCUCUUGAACCUGGGAGGCAGAGGUUGUAGUGAGCCGAGAUCAUGCCACUGCACUCCAGCCUGGGGGACAGAGCAAGACUCCAUCUCAAAAAUUAAAAUUAAAAACAAAAAACUCACUGAAAUUGUGACAAACCAAGAAAAAGAAAAUUACCUGCUAUUCAUCUAAGGCUUUAUGGUCAAUCCUUACUUCAUUUUUCUAUAUUUAUUUUAAAGGAGGUGAAAUUCAUAUAUCAUAAGAGUCACCAUUUUAAAGUGUACAGUUCAGUGGCAGAACAUUCCCAGUGUUGUGCAACCAUCACUAGUCUCUAGUGCCCGAACAUUAAUAUCACCCCCAAAGGAGGCCCUAUAGCUAUUAAGCAGUUAUUCCCCAGUUCCUUCUCCUCCGUCUGCUAACAGCCACUAAUCUGCCCCAUCUUUAUGGAUUUACCUAUUCUGGAUAUUUCAUACGAAUGGAAUCAAAAGAUACAUGGCCUUUUUAUGUGUCUGGCUUCUUUCAUUUAGCAUAAGUUCUUUUUUGGUACAGAGUUUCACUCUUGUUGCCCAGGCUGGAGUGCAAUGGUACAAUCUUGACUCACUACAGCCUCUGCCUCCUGGGUUCAAGUGAUUCUCCUGCCUCAGCCUCCCAAGCAACUGGGAUUAUAGGCAUGUGCUACCAUGACCAGCUAGUUUUAUAUUUUUAGUAGAGACAGGAUUUCACCAUGUUGGUCAGGCUGGUCUUUUGUUUUUUUGAGAUGGAGUCUCACUCUGUCACUCAGGCUGGAAUGCAGUGGCAUGAUCUCGGCUCACUGCAACCUCUUUUUCCCGGGUUUAAGCAAGUCUGCCUCAGCCUCCCAAGUAGCUGGGAUUACAGGCAUGCAUCACCAUGCCUGGCUUCUUUUGUAUUUUUAGUAGACACUAGGUUUCACCAGGUUGGAUCUCGAACUCCUGACCUCAAAUGAUCCACAAGCCUCAGCCUCCCAAAGUGCUGGGAUUAUAGGUGUGAGCCACUGUGCCCAGCUGGUCAGGCUGGUCUUUUUUUUUUUUUUUUUUUUUGAGACAGAGUUUCACUGUUGUUACCCAGACUGGAGUGCAAUGGCACAAUCUCGGCUCACCACAACCUCUGCCUUCUGGGUUCAAGCAAUUCUCCUGCCUCAGCCUCCCGAGUAGCUGGGACUAUAGGCGCGCACCACCAUGCCCAGCUAAUUUUUGUAUUUUUAGUAGAGACAGGGUUUCACCUCGUUGACCAGGAUGGUCUCGAUCUCUUGACCUCGUGAUCCACCCGCCUCGGCCUCCCAAAAUGCUGGGAUUAUAGGUGUGAGCCACCGCGCCCGGCCCCCAGGCUGGUCUUGAACUGACCUCAAGUAAUUCACUUGCCUCAGCCUCUCAAAGUGCUGGGAUUAUAGGUGUGAGCCAUUGCGCCCAGCCAUCAUCAUAUUUUCAAGGUUAAUCAACAUUAUGGCAUGUAUCAGUACUUUAUUCCUUUUUACAGCUAAGUAAUAUUCCAUUGUAUGGAUAUCACAUUUUGUUUAAUCCAGUAUCUGUUGAUGAUUUGGGUUGUUUCCUUCUUUUGGCUAUCAUGAAUAAUGCUUCAGUGAACAUUUGUGUACAAACAUUUGUUUGAAUACUGGUUUUUAAUUAUUUUGGGUGUAUAUCUAGGAAUGGGAUUGCUACAUUUGUUUUUUUUUUUUUUUUUUAUUUUUUAUUUAUUUUUUUUUUUUUACGAUGGGGUUUCACCAUGAUGGCCAGGCUGGUCUUGAACUCCUGACCUUAGGUGAUCCACCCACCUCGGCCUCCCAAAGUGCUAGGAUUACAAGCGUGAGCCACCACGCCCAACUGCUACAUUUAUUUUUUAAGCCAUAGAAGAUUCUUCCCAUCAGCUGGGCACAGUGGCUUACGCCUAUAAUCCAACAUUUUGAGAGGCCAAGACGGACAGAUCACAAGGUCAGGAGUCCAAGACCAGUGCGGCCAAUAUAGUGAAACACCAUCUCUACAAAAAUUAGCUGGGCGUAGCAGUGGGAGCCUACAGUAGCUGAGAGGCAGGAGAAUUGCUUGAACCCGGGAGGUAGAGGUUGCAGUGAGCCAAGAUCAUGCCAGUGCACUCCAGCCUGGGCAACAUCCUGUCUCAAAAAAAAAAAAAAAUUAUCUUGCUUUAAAAGUGGCCUAGUUUGCGUUGCCCACCAAGACAUUGACAGUCUCAACUGUGUGACCUUUUGUGGGUUAAACUUUUGAGCCUCCUUUUUUACUCAGUGGGGAUAAUAGGACCUACCUCAAGGAUUAUUGUGCAUUCCCCUCUCUUUGUUAAUGCAGAUACAGUUUUUACCUGGAAAGCUAACUCACCAUUUAACAGCCCUCCUAAGCACCAUUGGAUAUAUUUUGUUUCACAAAUUUGGUAUUCAUUCAGAAAAAGUUGUUGAAAAGUGAGUAAAUUCUAUGCAAUUAUAGUUAUUAAAUGACUUAUAAACUGUGUUUCUCUUCCACUUUUUGCUACAUUUAAAAUCUAGGUGUUCAGAUGUCUUUGGAGGUUACAGGCAGCAAUAAUGCUAAGGCAGCUAACUUUUCAAAAUUCUUGAGUCAGGCUAAUAUUUUGGUGAAAAGAAUUCCUGUAAUUCUCAAAUAACUAGAGCUGAAGCAGAAAUAAGUUUCAAUGAGCAAGUGUCCAAUUGGGCCAUUGAAUGAAAUCUAGUGUUUUAAACAACUCUGAUGUUUCAAUGUUUUGUUUUGUUUACUUUUGAUCCUCUGAACAGUAAGACAUGUUAGGUGGGUGGCUAAGGAAGAAAUCCAGUAACAGAAUGAGGAAUUACUGCCAGGAAGAGGUGGAGUUGGAAUAAAUGGGUUAUUAACUGAUUUUCAGAUCUUCUACUGAAGACAUUAAACAUGGAAUGGUCAUCUUUAGGAAAAUAAAAGACUAUGCAACUCCACAACUGAAAUGGUAUUUUUUUUUACAGUGAAUGAUGGAUAAUUGGAAAUUCUUAGAGAAAAAAAUCAACCCAAACCAUUUUGUCUAGAGCCUUUCACACCUUCCUGUCCAUGUUUUUCUUUGGUACUGUGUUUAUUGCUAAGACCAAUAAAUGUUCUUCUUUGCCUCCUAAAA
Messenger RNA from Callithrix jacchus (white-tufted-ear marmoset), 5757 nucleotides. The record is from RefSeq and is a predicted model, not a curated record. NCBI's taxonomy places the organism in Eukaryota, Metazoa, Chordata, Mammalia, Primates, Cebidae.